AAAAGAACUUGAUGCAAGAGUGACAUUAAAUGGGCCUGAAUUCCAAGAAGCAUUGGCUAAAGAAAUUACCAAGGAGGAACGGCGGCAUAGUCAGCAAAUGAAUGAAUUUCAAGAGAAGAUGAAAGCACUGACACAGCAGUAUACAGAUCUAGAAGAUGAGUUUCGUGCUGCUCUGAUUAUUGAGUCAGGGAGAUUUAAAGAGGUUAAAGAUGGCUUUGAUACUGUCACAGCAGAGCUAGCAGAAUACAAAGAUGUUCUGAGUCGUUGUCAACAAAAGGAAAAACAGUCAGCAAGUUUAAUUCAAGAGCUUACUUCCAUGGUGAAAGAACAGAAAAACAGAAUAGCUGAGGUCACCAAGGCAAAACAAGAAAUGACAAACGAUUUAAAG
Molecule: messenger RNA, 388 nt
Organism: Bombina bombina (fire-bellied toad)
Lineage: Eukaryota; Metazoa; Chordata; Amphibia; Anura; Bombinatoridae
Product: leucine-rich repeat and coiled-coil domain-containing protein 1-like
Exons: 2
Source: RefSeq, a predicted model, not a curated record